Molecule: messenger RNA, 1287 nt
Organism: Sclerotinia sclerotiorum 1980 UF-70
Lineage: Eukaryota; Fungi; Ascomycota; Leotiomycetes; Helotiales; Sclerotiniaceae
Exons: 4
Coding region: 1-1287 (428 amino acids)
Source: RefSeq, a predicted model, not a curated record
AUGGUAGUAUUCUUUGGUGGUGGAUUCAUUGAAGGCGGUGGUUCCCUAGCUGUUCCCCCUUCAGCUUACCCCAUCCUCAAUGUUUCUGCACAGAACGAUAUCGUUUUUGUAUAUCCCAAUUACCGCGUAAAUACAUUUGGAUUUCUACCAGGGAAAGAGAUAGCUGAAGACGAAGAUUCUGACUUGAACCCCGGUUUACUGGACCAGAAGGCGGUUCUUGAAUGGGUGAACAAGUAUAUUGAUCAAUUUGGAGGGGACAAAGACAGUGUUGGUAUUUGGGGUCAGAGUGCGGGAGCGGGAAGUGUUGUCGCACAAGUCCUCUCCACCUCCGAAGAAACCAGCCCACCCCUCUUCCACCGCGCUCUUGCCUCCUCGCCUUUCUGGCCCAAAACCUACCUCUACGAUGCUCCCCAAGCUCAAUCUAUCUACGAUACCAUGACCGAUCUAACAAACUGCACAGGCGCCAUCAAUGGCACCUUACAAUGCUUGAAAUCUUUAGAUUGGGAAGUCUUGGCUGAAGCUGCUCUAACGGUUGCUGCAAGUCAUACUUGGAAUACUAGUAGUUAUACCUGGGCACCAGUAAUUGAUGGGAAGUUCUUGAAGAGAAGUUUGAGUGAUGCAACGGUUAAUGCAAAGGGUGGCAAUGGUGGAAGGGGACAAUUCGCAAUUUUAGAGGGCUGGGGCAUGUAUAAUGCGCAUGAAGGCAACGGCCUCCAAGACGCUACAGAUACCGGCACACCACCCUUCAACUCUACAACCGCCUCUUUCAACGCAUGGCUAGCAGGAUUCCUCCCCUCCUUUUCCAAAUCUCAACUCGAUGCCGUACGCGCCAUAUAUCCAGCUUCUGGCACCGCCGAGACAUUCCUGAGUUACAACACUAGUUACGUCAGAGCCGGUCUUAUAUAUCGCGAUUCGGUAUUGGCGUGUCCGGCGUUGUGGAUGAGUAAGGCGGCUAGUGGGAGUGGCUGGUUGGGUCAAUAUACUAUUUCUCCUGCUAGACAUGGGAGUGAUACUAUUUAUUGGAACCAAGUAAACGCAGUCCAGAAAUCUCAACCACUCAUCUACCAAGGAUACGCAGGAGCAUUUGCCUCCUUCAUGGCAACGGGAAACCCUAACGAGCAUAAAAUCAUAAAUGCAACUGAGCCGGGUGUACCAGAGUUAGAUUCAGGCAAGGAAUUUGUUAUUGAGAGUGAUGGGUUUGAGAAUGUGAGGAUUAAUGCUGGAGAACAGAGUUUGGAGGCUAGAUGUAGCUUUUGGGCUAGUGUUGCGGGGAGUAUACCGAUUUGA